Monomorium pharaonis (pharaoh ant) is the source of this 6475-nucleotide messenger RNA. RefSeq names its product tyrosine-protein kinase transmembrane receptor Ror (gene Ror). Gene Ontology annotation, molecular function: transmembrane receptor protein tyrosine kinase activity; ATP binding; protein binding. The transcript has 14 exons. The coding region runs from base 852 to 4295 and encodes 1147 amino acids. Lineage: Eukaryota; Metazoa; Arthropoda; Insecta; Hymenoptera; Formicidae. Gene Ontology annotation, biological process: protein phosphorylation; positive regulation of kinase activity; cell surface receptor protein tyrosine kinase signaling pathway. The record is from RefSeq and is a predicted model, not a curated record. Gene Ontology annotation, cellular component: membrane; signaling receptor complex.
ACUCGGCGGCCGGCCGGCAGUGUCGCGCGACACCUCGACCGUAUUGUUGCAUCCCCGUGUGUGUAUGUGUGUGCGCGGAGGAGUACGGGAGUGACACGCGCGCGUGUUUGCGUCGAGAGAGACCGGCUCUCGGUCUCGAUCAACAGAAUCGAGUUGAUCGCCGAGCCGUCGUAUAAUCCGAACAGUUAACGAGGGCGGAUUAUUAAAUGCGGAAGUGGACAGGUUCGCGCGCGUGCCUGUCCGUCGUGUACUCGUAUGUCUCUCUUCGACAAUAGUUCGACAAUAGUUCGACAAUAGAUGACAAUGGACGAUAAGCGUGAUUGUUAAAUACGCGAUAUACGACGCGUUUCGCGUAAACGCGAUCGUCGUUCGCGAUGACUCUGUCGUAACGGAAAGGAUUCUCCAGUCGUGAAAAGAAUCACGUGAUCGGUGUCACUCGCGUGCAACUUCACGUUGUUCGACGCUCCAACCGACGAUCGCGACGAUCGGAAACGGCGGAAAGGAUCUCGUCCGGAGUAUUCGACGUAGAGGAUCCCCCGAGUGAGUUUACCUCCGCGAUUCAGGUGGGAAACGUGCACGCGGAUGCCGGCGAAACGUCGCGGUUCGAUUCGCCGAACGGCGGCGCGCGCGCACGCCGUUACAUUUUGAGAAUUUCGAAAGUUCGUCCCGCGAAGUGAUUCGCCGUGUGUCGCUCGAGACCGCGGAUUCCCGUGUGCUCCCAGGACCAGCCGUAGUUCCGCCGAGUAUGUGUGCCGCGGUGAUGGGAUUCUCGUGCCUCCUCGUGCCCGCCCGCGCCUACAAUUGACUGUUCUGUGCAUUGUCUUCGUGCGUUGUUUUCGCCGUGGGACAACAUGGCACGCGGGACUCGCCGCCAAUUAUGCACGCUGCUCUUCCUCCUCCUCCUCGCGGACAUCUUGAAAGGUGGAAAUGGUGAUGUCGAGGAUUCGGCGGAUACCGACGUGCAAGACUACAGCACGGACGAGGACUACAACGAUGUUUUUGACUCGACCACGAACGGGACCGACGUGGACGCUGCAUCCGGCACGAAAAGUGGUACUUUAAAAUUCGUAAGAACUCUGACAAACAUUUCGAAGGAUGCCGGCGGCGUUGCUCAUAUGCGAUGCGAAGUCGUGGGCGAUCCUCCUCCAACAAAGAUACGAUGGUACAAGAAUGAAGCGCCAUUAGAAGAGAACCGACCGAAAAUCACCAUUAGGAAAAUACACGCACAAAUGCAUGAACAUGCGGCGAAGAACUUGGCAGGAAGUCGAUUAAAAAUCACAAAUUUGGACGUUUCUGAUAUUGGUUUUUAUACUUGUCGCGUUACCAACGGUAAAGAUCAAAUCCAGAGUGAAGGAACCUUGCGAGUUGAUUCUUCAAAGAAAUGGCCGGCUCCUGUGCACCCGGAACAUCCUAUGGGACAGCCGGGCGACAGAUUUUCCACUGGGAUGUCCGGGCCAGGCUUCAUCGACGGCAUGGGACAUGGAGACAUGUUGGAUAUCUCAGGAAGUGGAAUGUCUACGCCUCACAUCUCUCACUUGGCGUCCGUGAAUCCAUUUAAUGUACUUUCGCCGAGUCCACAGCCAACCAGCUCACAAUCCAGCACCAUGGAUUUUCAUACAAUCAGCGGCCUUACUAAUGGCAAUAUACAAUUCCCUCCUAAUGUGAAUUUUGAUGAGAUGUCGAGCAUAAGUUCAGUUCCAGGUAGAAAAGACAAUCAUAAAGGAACCUGCGAGGUGUAUAUAGGAAAAACCUGUGCACAGUUUGUAGGAAAUCGGUCGGUUUAUAUUAUAUAUCCCAUGACACAGAAAAUGCUUGAGGAGAAGCUAAUGAAAGCUUUUCAAGUUAUCAAUUUUUCAAACGAACUCUCGUCGAACUGCGAAGGAUAUGCGAAGCCGUCCCUUUGCUACUCCGCCUUUCCAAUAUGCCGCGAUCCAUCUAACGCUCAGAAACCGAAGAACGCGGAAGCGAGCACACAGCUUUUCAAUCUUCUGAAUUCCAAGCAAGAUGACUUCUUAGACGACGGAGAUCACGACGACACGGAUGAUUUUUCGAAGCUACACAACGUUCCUAAACGUAGUCCCACCUUAGGUCCAGUUUUCGACUUUGUUCCUAACGAAGAUGGGAAGUCGAGCAAUAAGAAGAUAAUUAAUCAGAGUUACGGCGACACGCGAGCGUCUAGCAGAAACGAGAUUAAUCGCAAACUACGAAGGAUAUGUCGAGAAGAGUGCGAAAUGCUAGAGAAUGAAUUGUGUAGAAAGGAGUACGCGAUAGCAAAGAGGCAUCCGUUAAUUGGACAUCAAGUGCCUUUGGUCGAAUGUUCCGACUUACCAUUGGAAGGAACAACUGAAGCUCGCGAUUGCUUAACGCUCGGAUUGUCGGUAGCAAACAAUGUGCAAGAAAAUGAUUAUUGCUAUUGGGGUAGUGGAAAAUCCUAUCGAGGAACUGUGAAAACGAGUGUUAGUGGAAGGCCAUGUUUACGAUGGUCCCAUCAUUUCAAUCUUCCAAUUUCCGAUUAUCCCGAAUUAGCUGGACGUCAUUCUUAUUGUCGGAAUCCCGGUGGCAAAGAAAUUCAACCAUGGUGUUACGUCGAUGUCAAUAACAGAAUGCAAAAGGAGUUUUGCAAUAUACCUAAAUGUGUUGAGAAUUUAUGGAUAUACGCGGUCGUUGGUUUUGUGCUAACGGGAGGAUUUGUUAUUAUAUUAAUUUGUUAUUGCUGCUGCUACAGAAGUAGGAAAUCCAGAAGACAAAUGAAUCACUUACCAUCCAAUAAAAUGUUAACAAGCAUUCAGUGUGAUAAAAACAUAUACGAUGGAAGGAGGAGCACAACACAACCCAUGGAAAUGAGUUCUCUCUUAGCAGGACCUGGUAAUACGACGCCGGGUACUGGCACCUUGAGCAGUGGUAGUAGUAGAACUUCUAAUAAUAGGAUACCGCAAUUUACCACAAAUAAUAUUGUGCUCUUGCAAGAACUUGGUGAAGGCGCCUUCGGAAAAGUUUAUAAGGGCGAAUUGCAAACCGGAAAUAAAUGUGAGCCACCUAUUUAUGUAGCGGUAAAAACAUUGAAGGAAAAUGCGACUCCUAAAACUCAAAACGAUUUUAAAAGAGAAGUUGAAUUGAUGACGGAUUUACGGCAUCCAAAUAUCAUUUGUUUGCUCGGUGUAAUAUUGAAAGGGGAACCAAUGUGUAUGCUCUUUGAAUACAUGACUCAGGGAGAUCUGCAUGAAUUUCUAAUCUGUCAUUCUCCGAGAUCAGAUGUUCCGUUAAAUAAUAGUGGCGGAAAAAUUUUAGAGCAACCAGAGUUUUUGCAUAUUGCUUUACAAAUUGCUUCCGGCAUGGAAUACUUAGCCAGUCAUCAUUACGUCCAUCGUGAUUUGGCAGCGAGAAAUUGUCUAGUUGGCGACAAUCUAACAGUAAAAAUCUCAGAUUUCGGGCUAUCGCGCGAUAUAUACAGCAGCGACUACUACAGAGUACAAUCCAAAAGUUUACUUCCUGUUCGAUGGAUGCCACCGGAGUCAAUUCUUUAUGGUAAAUUCACCACCGAGUCGGAUGUAUGGAGUUUCGGAGUUGUUCUCUGGGAAAUCUACAGUUACGGUUUACAGCCAUAUUACGGAUACAACAAUCAGGAAGUAAUAGACAUGAUUCGUUCACGGCAACUAUUGCCAUGUCCCGAAGAUUGUCCGACGAUGAUUUACAGUUUGAUGAUAGAGUGCUGGCACGAGGUAGCAAAUCGUAGGCCACAAUUUCCGGAAAUCCAUCAUCGACUGCAUAAUUGGUACAUAAAUCAAACUUAUUUGAGUGACUUCUGCAACGAGUCCAUCACCAGUUACUCCGGCAGUAGUCACAAGAGCACAAACAAGACUAAUUCGACGCAACUAUCAGCGCCGAUAUAUAAAAGCGAUCAGAAAACAGGCACAGAGUCGAUGAACGUGUGUAAUCUUAACGAUCACAAUAACGCGAUAAAAAUGCCACCAACAAGUACUUUCCCAAAUUCUAAUUGCGUUGAGCAGAGAUCAAAUUGCGUUUUCAACACGGAGCAUGGAACGCCGAUAAAAACGUCUAGUUACCAAAAUCCUGGUACAAACGUCAAUCUGAACGACAUUUAUGAUGAUAAACAGUGUUGCUCGCCCAAGUUGAGUGGUGCGAAAAAAGUUUUACCCACGGUAGUACCUCAGACGAGUGUUCCCAAACCAAACGUGCCCAGCAACGGCCCAAGACCGAUGCAGAACGGUGCACAAUUGGUCGUUAGGUUACCGGAUCCCAGUAAAGUUACAACUGAAACGAGGGUAUCAAAGUGAAUUACUUUAUUGAUGAAACACUUUUGAUUUUUAACGGGAACAUUAGUUUCUUAUCACUGACGCUCUCAAAGGAUUUGAAUUUGACAAACUAUAUAUAGGUUACCAUCAAGGCAGACACUUUUAUUAAAAAGGAGAGAAAAAAGAAGUUAAUCACAAAUGCAUACAUUCUGCGUAUAUUUAUUGUAAUGAUUUAUCAGCGUUGAUAAAAACAUGUUUUUUUUUAUUCUCACUAUACUAUCAGAAAUAUUUUUUUUCGUAUAAACAAAAAUAUGAUAAAUACUGAGAGCUAUAAUAACUAAUCAUUGCCAUAUAUAUAUAUGUAUUUAUUUUUACAAAUAUACACGUAUUUUAUAUUUCCUCUUAUUUUAAAGAACGUAUGUUUUCUCAUGAUUAUCAGAUGAUUUUUUUUAAUGGUAUCGAACACGCAACAUAGAUACACAGAGUAGUUACAAUACUUAAUCACUGCCAUAUAUAUGCAUUUAUUUAUUGUUAUAAAUAUACACGUAUUUUAUAAUAUAUAAUAUUAUCGUUUAUUUUGUGGAUGGUAUAUAUACAUAUAUAUCUGUAAUGUUUUAUAUCUAAUUUAAUAUGAUCUAGUUUAAUAUAUAUGUGGGACAUAGAAUCGGAUAUCGUGCUCUAUGAUUCCAUUUGUGACUAUAAUAAUGCAACAUAAUAGAACAAAAUUUUUUAAAUAUGCUUUUAUUUUUACGAGAAGAUAGCUUUUCCAUUGAAACAUUAUGCUACCGAAUAUAUGUAUAAUUUAUAUGUUUAUUCGUAAGAUAUGUAAGAUGAAUGAGAGAAUUCUAUUUCACACAAAAGAAAAAUACAUUCUCUUUUCAUGCAAUAUCAACGAAUGUUGAUAUCUACAAGGAUACUAAAACGAAUGUUUAACUAUGUGCAUGCUCUGUCUAAAGAGUAUAAUAUUGUAUGGAAUAUUGUUAUGCUCUAUAUAAGGCAUACUCCUUAUAAAUCAUGUUUUCAAAUAAUCUUUACAGAACUGUUCAAAAUGAUUCGUAUAUGCGGGCAAUCGGAUAUAUAUUGUAAUAAGCAAAAAUGAGAAAAAAGAAGAAAGAGCGACAGAAAAAGUGUGUAUGUGCGUAUGCAUGUAUGUAUGUGUUGUGAAUAUAUAUGAAAAUGUUUUCUAAAAAGCAAUUUUUAUAAUCAUCAUAUCGUAUGCCAAAAUCCGGAUAGCGAAUAUUGAUUGUUAAUAAGAAGAUAUUCAAUUUGUACAUUUUUAUAAUAAUCGCAUAUAUAUCUGUAAAUCUUUGAGGUCACUCUUUUACCCCAAAAUGUAAUUUAUUGUUGCAGUUGCAGUAUAUGAAUUAAUUAGAAUAUGUUCUAUAUCGAGGUGCGAAAAAAUAAAAUCCAAUGAAAAAUAUAAAAAUAAAUUUAUAGCAUUUAUAGGUUUCAUGUGUGAAGCGUGCAUUGUCAAUAUUCAUAAAUUUUUUAUGUAAUUGUAUCAUAAUUAAUAAGACAUAAUUUAUAUAAAAAUUUUGUUCAAUACUAUACUCUUUCAGCCACGUACUCAGUAUUUUUUGACCUCAAAGACGCAAGCGACUGAGAUUUAAUAUCCACGAAUACUCCACUCAGCGAUGUUAAAUGGAAAAUUUUAUCAGCGUUCGUGUAUAAAAAUUUUAUGUUAUUCAUGUAUAAGGCGUAUAAUAUACAUUUAUAACAGGCGCUAAAAUACUCGAUUUGAUACUUGGAUCGUGCAACACCCGAUGAUAAACUUUGCAAAAUUAAUACUUGAUCAAGGUAGUGAAUAUUAGCGCAGAGAGAUUAGAGAAUGAAAACGUAGAAUCUAAGCACUCAAGGAGAGAGACUGUAUUAUACUUUUUAUAAUUUUGUAUUAAUGAAAAAGAAAAACAUGUUCCAUUUGUUGGACAAAAAAAGAAGAAAACUGGACUUAACGACAUCGUCCAGUGACUUUUAUUCCUACGCCCGUUUAUCAGAUGGAUAAUGAUCGGAGAGUGCGUGAAAGUGCUAUUGAGUUAAAUAAGACUUUUAGAACUGACAAACCUCCGAAUUGAAAUUUAUAUCGACUAUAAUCACAACCGUUUCGAAGGUUUGUCACGGAAACUUAGACUAAGUUAAUUUAUGUAAACUUCAGCGAAUAAUUAUACACAUUUAAGACCUUUAUAUAUUCAGUCAAAUAUAAUAUACAAUUCAUGUUUUUUGUA